AUGGAAUGUCCUAGUACUGCCCCAAAGUCUAGGAGUUGCAUCGUGUGUCAAAAGGAUUGCAGCGGUCUCGAGAAAUGUCAGAAGUUCCUUGAUUGGGAUGUUGGAUCUCGCUGGACGGUGGUUAAGGAGCAGAAUUUGUGUAGGAAGUGCCUUCGAAAACACUAUGGAGCCUGCCAGGUGAAGGAGCCAUGCGGAAAGAAUGGGUGCACGUAUAAGCACAGCAGUUUGCUGCAUGACGACAAGCGGUAUAGUAAGCCGGCGAAUCCUGCGGAAAGUUGCAACAUGCAUUCCAAGGCAAUGCGGAGAGUCCUGUUCCGUUACGUUCCGGUGACUAUCUACGGUAGGGGAAAGCAGGUCAACACCUAUGCGUUUCUCGAUGAUGGAUCGUCUGCUACCUUGAUGGAGCACAGUCUGCUGAAGGAGUUGGGAUUGAAAGGCACUUCCUAUCCGCUGUGCCUCGACUGGACUGGUGGUCAAAGCCGCGAAGAAAACGAAUCGGUCGUACUAGCAGUGAAGAUUUCCGGAAUCAGCGGAGUGCCUGAUGUGUUCGAGAUGCCAGAGGUCCACACGGUUCGGGAUCUUUCUCUUCCGAAACAGUCGGUGUCGAUACCAAAGAUGGUGGAGAAGUACAGCUAUCUCGCAGGUUUACCGCUGCAGUCAUACGAGAGUGCCUCUCCGCGAAUCCUUAUCGGAAUGAACAACUGCCGUCUAGGAAGCUCGUUGAGGAGCAUUGAAGGAGGUGAGAACGAGCCAAUGGUGUCCAAGACACGACUCGGCUGGAUACUGUACGGUCCCUGUUCAUCGGAGCCCGGUGCGAGGAAUUCUGAUUAUAGUGGCCACCACAGUUUCCACAUCCGCCCGUGCGUCAAGGAGGACGUAAAGGAACUGAAUGCAGCACUUAAGGAGUAUUUUUCGAUCGAGUCGCUGGGGAUUGCCGGAGCGUCAAGGUCGAUGCUGUCGAAGGAUGAAGAGCGCGCUUUGAAGAUCCUGUCCACCGAAACGCGGCUGAUAGAAAACCGCUACGAGACCGGAUUAUUGUGGCGUUAUGACCAAAUAAACUUGCCGAGUAGCAGAGGAAUGGCCCUGAAGCGUCUGGACUGUCUACUAAAGCGGCUGAAACGAGACCCUGAUCUAGCGGCCGCGAUGUCAGCGAAAAUGUCCGACUACGAGGAGAAGGGGUACAUUCGACGACUUUCCGCUCAGGAAAAGGCGGAGAAACAUUCGAACGACUGGUUCUUGCCGAUAUUUCCGGUUACGAAUCCAAACAAGCCAGGAAAGAUUCGCGUUGUAUUCGACGCAGCAGCCAAGGUCAACGGAGUUUCCCUCAAUUCGUAUCUGCUUACGGGUCCCGAUCAGCUAACGUCCCUGUUAUCAGUCCUCUUCAAAUUCCGGGAGUUCAGCGUUGCCGUCGUUGGAGACAUUCGAGAAAUGUUUUUCCAGGUCGCCAUGAAGAAGCAAGACCAGCGAAGCCAGAUGAUUCUGUGGACCAGUGGAAAUGAGAGCGGAGAUCCCGAGGUGUAUGUAGUGACGGUGAUGACCUUUGGGGCGGCAUGUUCUCCAAGCAGUGCACACUACGUGAAGAAUCGAAACGCUGACCGAUUCGAGGAGCAGUACCCUAGGGCGGUGCAGUGUAUCAAGUACGAGCACUACGUUGAUGACAUGCUGACAAGCGUCGAAACCGAGGAGGAGGCGGUGAAGCUAGCUGAUGAGGUAAGAUGGAUCCAUGCGCAAGGAGGUUUCGAGAUCCGAAACUGGCUUUCAAACUCCAGUUAUGUCGUUAAAAGUCUGCGUGAGGAGCCAAUCGUGGAGAAGAACCUAAGUGUCGGUCCGGAGAUGUCAACAGAAAAGGUCCUCGGGAUGUGGUGGGACACUACAACUGACACCUUCACAUUCAAGUUGUCACCGAAACACGACGCGGAGCUGCUAUCUGGUGCCAGGAUACCUACGAAACGGGAAGUCCUUAGAACCCUGAUGACAGUGUACGACCCUAUGGGGCUCAUCGGUAACUUCCUGAUCUACCUCAAGAUUCUGCUGCAGGAGAUUUGGCGCUCCGGAUCUGGCUGGGACGACGAGAUCAACGCACGACUAACCGAAAAGUGGCUGACGUGGAUCGAAACUUUGCCGAACGUCCGACAGGUCAGGAUUCCUCGCUGCUACCGUACUACGACAUCCGCUGAAUCCAGUAACAGCAUCGAACUCCACAUCUUCUGUGAUGCCAGCGAGAAUGGAAUGGCUGCCGUAGCAUACUUCAGAUUCGAGGAAGAAGGGAAGGUGGAGUGUGCUCUGAUCGGAUCGAAAACUCGUGUGGCGCCCUUGAAAUUUCUCUCGAUUCCUCGCCUCGAGCUGCAAGCCGCAGUAGUUGGAGCACGUCUCGCCGGGAGCAUUUGUGCUGGCUACGGUCUGAUCAUCGGCGCUAUAGCCAAUUUGUGGCCUUCAGGGUCAGCGAACUGCUCGAUACGACGGAAGUGGGAGAGUGGAGAUGGCUGCCGACCAAGCAGAACGUAG
Messenger RNA from Uranotaenia lowii, 2505 nucleotides. RefSeq lists its product as uncharacterized. The coding region runs from base 1 to 2505 and encodes 834 amino acids. The transcript is spliced from 2 exons. The record is from RefSeq and is a predicted model, not a curated record. Lineage: Eukaryota; Metazoa; Arthropoda; Insecta; Diptera; Culicidae.